AAAUAAUCCACAUGACUUGUCACGAUACUAAAAUUUUCACUUUUUCGAUAUUGAUACUCAGUAAAAGUUUCGUCUUUCAAUGCCAUUGACAUUGACAGACUCUUAAAAAAAUUAAUUGAAACUCUACGUUUAUCACUAAUAGACGCUCAAAUCCAUUUAAAGCUGGAGGGUACCAACAAAUGAACAUUCUGCCAUCCAAAUUCAAUUGGAUUGGACGUCAAGUGUUGUCAAUGGCAGCCAAUGUGUUAACUUAAAUGCAAACUUAUACUACAUUACUAUCAAAAGUAGUGCAAAAUCAAAUUUCUGGUGACUUUUGGUCAAGCAAAUACGGUGGUACCUCUACUUAAGAACGUCUCUACAUGACAGAAUUUUCAGGUCAAGACACGUCUCAAUGGGAAAAUGUUGCCUGUCGUUUGGUAAGAAAUUUCAGGAUACAAAAGGCAAAAAUACAGCAUGAGUGGUACUCGCAGCUCCCAGAGGAGUUUACUUAGCAUAUUUCUAGCUGCUUUGCCAUUGGCUAAUUGGCUAAGAGGGACAUCUACUGUGUGUGUAUGUGUGUAUCCCAGUGUCCUCUUAAUUCGCCCCUCAUCAGACCGCUUUAAUGUGUGGAAUGUGUUUGUGACAUGUUUAGAUUAGUGUUGCACUGAUACUAUUUUUUGGCCCCGAUACCGGGCUGUGCAGUAUCGGCCAAUACCAUUCCGAUACCACUCCGUUUAUAUAUGGAUUGAAGGAAUCUGACCUUUUAGCCAAAUUGCCGGAAUCACGCCAGCCGAACAGCCGGACCCGUGCUGGUGCAGCUCCAGCGACCCGGGCCAGCGACAUCUGGCAAUCUGCCCAAAAGGCCAAACUCCGCGCGUUCACCUUAGUCUUAACCCUUUGUACUGACUCCAUUUUGAAAGCUGGAAAAAGGCUUCGAAAGACAAGUUGACAAUUCGUUUUGAGUCGACAGCAAUCAUACAGCACAGAGGGACCCAGGCGAGGAUUCAGGGUCACCAUAUCACAAGUCAACAAAAGGUUCCCGAGAAAAAAUGACAACGAUUAGUUAAACAUUGUCUUUUUUAAGGCUUUCGCGGGGCGGGCUUUGGGCAGAAAAAGUGUGUGUUUGGGAUUGGACAGGAGGAUUCCGAAUUUUCUGUUGUCAGGGCAACGGGGGUUAUGGAUUUUGCCACCUCAGCGUCAAAGGGGCUCUUGGAGUCUUAUCAGUCGUGUUAUCAGUUGUAUGUCGGGCGUUCUCCGGUGUUCCUUUUGUUGGGACAGGGCGUCCCCCCCAUUUGUUCUGGACUGUCCGGGAGAACUGAUUGCAAGAGUUGGUGGUACAGACGUGGGCUUGUCAGUGUCAGUCUUGCUCAGUCAGUUGCAUGACGCAUACAUUGCGCUUCCGUGAUAACAAUGUUUGGGCGUUGUUUAGGAUUAUUGCCUGUUUGUGGAUUGGACAGGAGGAUUCAGAAGUUUCUGUUGUCAGGGCAAUGGGGGUUGUGGAUUUUACCACCUCAGCGUCAAAGGGGCUCUUGGAGUCAUCAGUCGUGUUAUCAGUUGUAUAUCGGGCGUUCUCCGGUGUUCCUUGUGUUGGGACAGGACGUCCCCCCAUUUGUUCUGGACUGUCCGGGAGAACUGAUUGUGAGAGUUGGUGGUACAGACGUGGGCUCGUCAGUGUCAAUCUUGCUCAGUCAGUUGCAUGACGCGCACAUUGGGCUUCCGUGAUAAGAGGGCGUCAUGUAUUUCUUAUGCCCUAUAUUCGGCUUGUUUUCCUUAAACUAUGGUAUAAGUGCUAUUUAUUUUAUUUUGGGUUUGUUAGAGUAAUACAAAAAGUCAAACCGUAAAUACGAGAAAAGGUACUAUUCCCUGAUUUUUAUAUUCAAGUUUAAUUUCGUAAGUAGAGGUACCACUGUACAAAUAAAUGAAAAAUCUGUUUUCAAAAGCAGGAAGUAAGUCAAAAUACUGCGUACAGAAAACAUGACUUAAGACCAGUAAAAAGUUAUUCAUUGCUACUAUACACGCAUAAUCAACAGUUGUACAGUACAGUUGCAAAUUGGCAAGUGUAACUGUUUACUCGUCAAAUGAGAGCGUGAGGGAGAAAAACGAGCUCUUCCCGCUCACAUUGCAUCGUCGCAACUUCCUCAUUAACCGCUUUAGAGCUUGAGAGAACACAUCUAAAACAAGAACUACGAGGCACGCCAACACGCAGCAGAAAGUACAUAGUAGAAGCCGCUCAAGUAUCUAGAGGAGGUCAGGCAUUGACGGCCACAAUGCUGCGACAGUCUCUCAGCAUUCUCAAGCAGCUAGGAUCGUCUGCUAGAUCACAAGAUGCCAGUGAGCUUUUACAUGCAGACCUGGUUGUGGUGGAGCAGCGGGUGGAGCCAGCCAAGAGAGCAGCACAGAUACUCAACAAAAAGCUUCAAUUCUGCAUGCAGAGUCAGACAGGACCCGAUACUGAAAAACGGAUGAAGAAGCUCCCACUCAUGUUGCUGUCAAUCAGCAUGGCGGAGAGCUUCAAAGACUUUGACGCCGACUCGUCUUUCAGAAGGGUGCUGGAGAUGUGUUGCUUCAUGGAGAAGAAGCUGGCUAGCCUCUUAGCAGACUUUGAAAUCAAAGUGGAGAAGGAGGUUCUGGAGCCUUUGAAUAAACUUAGUGAGGAUGAACUACCAGAGAUUCUCAAAAACAAGAAGCUUUUCGCGAAGCUCAAUACAGACUGGAAUAAUGCACGACUCAGGUUCCAGAGCAGCACCGGUCCACAGGCCAAGCAGGACGGUCUCAAGGAGGAAGAAGAAGAAGCUCUGAGGAAGUUGGAGGCUAUCAAGAAUCAGUAUUCAGCCGAUCUGUAUCACUUUGCUACCAAAGAAGACGACUACGCAAGCUACUUCAUCCGCCUUUUGGAAUUGCAAGCAGAAUACCACAAACAGUCGCACGAGUUCCUGGAUAGAAAUAUAAGUGAACUCAAGGAGAAUCACAACCAGAAAGGGCCACCGGCGAAUCCCUUCAGACCAAAGGUUUUCGGAGAGCCUCUGGCUUCUCAUCUGCUUCAAAGCAAGCGAGAAAUUGCAGCGCCCGUUCAAGAAUGUGUGCAACUGCUGCUCAGAACGGGCAUGAAAGAAGAGGGUCUGUUUCGUCUGGCGGCAGCGGCUUCGGUGGUGAAGAGGCUUAAGACUUGCUUGGAUCAGGGGACAGCCAAUCUCAGUGAGUUCAAGAUGGACCCUCACGCUGUGGCUGGAGCUCUGAAGUGUUACCUGCGAGAACUUCCUGAACCCUUAAUGACCUUUGAACUCUACAAAGACUGGUUCAAAGCAGCAAGUGAAAAAAACCAUACAGAGAAGUUGGAGCAGUUCCGAACACUUCUGACGAAAUUGCCUCGUGAAAACUACAACAACCUCAGGUACCUGAUCCAAUUCUUGUCUUUGCUGUCGGAAGAACAGGCCGCAAACAAGAUGACGCCCGGUAACAUUGCCAUUGUCCUGGGGCCCAACCUACUCUGGCCACAAUCUGAAGGGGAGACCUCUCUGGUUGACAUGGCGUCAGCCUCAUCGGUGCAGGUGGUGACGGUUAUUGAACCUCUUAUUCAGUACAGCUCAGUUCUCUUCCCAGAAGAGGUGUCCUUUGAAAUUCCAGGCAUUCCUAAAGUCCAAGAUGACAAUCCUAUAAUAUCAGAACAGACGCCACUUAGCAGUACAGACUCCACCUCUUCAACUUGCUCAACGGCAAGCAGCAUAUCCCCUCAGGACGGUGUCGGUGUGUCCUCUGGGAAGUCCGUCAGACGUCGAGCAUGGGCCACUUCUGCUCAAAAGGCAGCUACUCAAACAACAACGCUCGGCGGCUCGAUGCCAGAGCAGAACUCGACUCUACAUCCAGCAACGGCGGGUUCUGACCCGGGACCGAGUGCGGAGCAGCGCUCGGAACAGGUAGAGCCCGUUUCGGAGGCCGGUCCGAGCUCGCCGAAAGCAGUCGUGACCAUCGCCACGCCGAACAAACAAAAGAGAAUCCUGAGCGUGAGAAAAGGCAACAAAGCCGACAAACCAUUGACAGUUCACUACAAUAAGACUGGUGCAGCGGCGCCUGACGGGAUCCCGGCGGUGCGUCCUGCACCACCGGCAUCUCCAGCUCAGCUGUUUGGUCUGAAAAGAAAGUCCGUUAAAGCCCCUAGCUGUCCUCCGCCACUUCCCCCUGCAUCACAGUCGAAAGCGGCUCACUCUAUAGCAGAGUAAUGACAUCUACAGUGGUAUGAAAAAGUAUCUGACGCUUUUGGAAUUUCUCACAUUUCAGCAUAAAAUC
Molecule: messenger RNA, 4263 nt
Organism: Corythoichthys intestinalis (scribbled pipefish)
Lineage: Eukaryota; Metazoa; Chordata; Actinopteri; Syngnathiformes; Syngnathidae
Gene: sh3bp1
Product: SH3-domain binding protein 1
Exons: 18
Coding region: 2247-4196 (649 amino acids)
Biological process (GO): signal transduction; regulation of actin cytoskeleton organization; positive regulation of GTPase activity
Cellular component (GO): cytoplasm; intracellular anatomical structure; cytosol
Molecular function (GO): GTPase activator activity; protein binding
Source: RefSeq, a predicted model, not a curated record